CAAAAAGGUGAGUUUCGUGUCUCACACCCUCAUCACCAGAGAGGAACAACAAAGAAAGCGUUUUGACAAGUUUUGGACUGGGAUCCCUCUUCACUGGAUAGGGACCCUUUCCUGUCUAGGCAGGAUGGAACAGUGCACGUUGAAGCCAGAUGUGAAAAGAAAUCAACAGAAACAGCCUUUACCUCCACCGAAGCCUGCAAAGGAGGCCAACAGGAACUUGAUCCAGACAGAGACUAGAGGGAAACAAGCCAGAACUCCAGUGGUUCCAUCCAGAGUUAGACCCACUGCAAAGGAACCAAUUAUUAUGGCCAGAAACGGCAGUCGCAAGAGGACACAGGCAGAGCACAUAAAGGGCUCAACAGAAAUGGACAUUUCACCGAUUAAGGCCUCUGAUCCCCGAGAAGAUGAGACCGACUUCAAGCAGGACAAAUUUGGGGGUCUUGGUGGAAUGUUUCAGAAAUUACAAAAAGAUCCAACCCCUACCUUUACAAGCUACAUGUCAGAUAAUGAGACGCCUGAAGAGCCCACCCCAGAAAAGGAGCAGUCCUCUGAGAACACCAAGAAGAGGCUGAGUCAGGCCAAACAAGACAAAGGAGGACUGAUGAGAGGAAUGUUCCAGAAAGCAACUAAAGACAAACUCUCUUCUCCUUCACUGACGGACAAUCUCUCAGUUCACAGUGAGCUUUUAGCCAGCAACAACAGUAUCUCUGACAACAACAACAUCAAAGAGAAGGGAGGCAUCUUCAGUGGAAUGUUCAAGAAGUCUACCAAACCUGUGGAAGAACCACCUCAAACAGAAGAGGACCAGCAGUCGCUACACAGUGAACUCUCAGCCAGCAAUGACAGUCUCUCUGACAACAACAACCCUAAGGCAAAAGGAGGACUUUUCAGUGGAAUCCUCAAAAAAUCCCCCAAAGCUCCUCGAGAGGGCACACUUGCAGAGGCAUUACACGGUGAACAUUCAGGCAGCAAUGACAGUCUUUCUAAAAACAACAGUAAAGAGAAAGGAGGCAUAUUCAGUGGAAUGUUCAUAAAAUCCCCCAAGCCUGCUGCUGAUGCUUCUCAACCUGAGGACAAGGGGUCAUUACAGGGUGAGCUCUCAGCCAGCAAUGACAGUCUGGCUGACAACAGCAACCCUAAGGGAAAAAAGGGGCUAUUCAGUGGAAUCCUUAAAAAGACCCCCAAAUCAUCUGGAGAUGAAACACCUGCGCAGGACAAUCUUGCAACAUGCAGUGAGCUCUCAGUCAGCAACAACAGCCUUUCUGAUACCAACAACACCACGGAAAAAGGAAGUUUAUUCAGUGGAAUGUUCAAGAAAUCUCCUAUUCCUGCCGAUGAAGGCUCUCAACAAGAAGAGGAGAGAGGUAAAUUCAGUGGAAUGUUCCGAAAAUCACCUAAACCUGCCGAUGAAGGCUGUCAACCAGAAGAGGACAAGCGGUCAUUACACAGUGAGCUCUCAGCCAGUAAUGACAGUCUCUCUGACAACAGCAACCCUAAGGGUAAAGGUAUAUUCAGUGGAAUGUUCAAAAAGGCUCCUAAAACAGCUGAAGCCUCGCAACCAGAAGAGGAUUCAGAUUUGGAAACAGACUGUAAUGACAACCUCUCAGAAAGCAAGGAAAAAACAGGGAUUUUGGGACUCACUGGGAUUUUCAAAAGGUCUCCAAGACCAUCGCCAAAGCCAUCCCCACGCUUCACUGUUGAUAAGGACCCUCUUACUGAGUACAAGGAACUCUCUGCCAGCAAUGACAGCCUCUCAGACUUCACCACAAUUAAGGAAAAUCUCUCUGCACAAAGAGAACUCUCAGCCAGCAAUGGUAGUUUUUCCGACACUACAACCACCAGCAUAGAGAAAAAAGGAGUGUUUGCAGGAAUCUUCAGGAGAACUCCAAAACCUUUCGAGCAACAGGACAGUAUGGACACAGAGCCACCUGUGAGAGGUAGUCAGCUGAAGCGCCGGAGGACAAUCAAGAAGAAGAGACGGGUUGUGUCAUUCCAAGUGAAAAGAACUCUCCCGACGAUUCCAAAACGUACUGCUGCUUGGGACUCUGAUAAGGAGCCUAUCAUUGAGGAGGCUGUGGAGUUGCAAGGACUGGCCCCACUGCAGGAGAGCACAGUGGAGAUCCAGCCUGUGGAGAUGGCAGCAUACCCCACUGAUGGAGUCAACCUUUUGGAGUCUGAAGAGGAGAGCGACGGCCUAUUGGACUGGUGGAGAUCAGUCGAAGGUUGGGAGCAAUGGAAUGAAACAUCCCAUUUCCAAGAGGAUGAAGCAGAUAUGGCGGUGGAGCAGGUGGCUGACCGUGUGUUCAUGGCGGCUCGGCUGUUUGUGCGUCUCUUCAACCAGCGGGGAGCGUCACUGCAGGGCCGUAUCCUGGAGCUGCUGGCCCAGGCCGACGCUGCCGACCAGUUCCACAAGAGGACGGUGACGGCCGCUGUAGGGGGUGGCGUGGCCAGCGUGUGUGGCAGUGUGGCCACCAUCACCGGCCUCAUCCUUGCCCCCUUCACCUUCGGAGCCUCCAUCAUCGUCACCGCUGUAGGCAUCUCCGUGGCGACCGCUGGAAGCAUUGCCUCGGCAACGGCCAACAUCACUGAUACAGUGCACUCCAACAUGGACUGUAAGAAAGUGGAGAAGAUGAUUCAGGGCUACCAGGAGGAGAUCAAGGAUAUCAGGGAGUGUAUGGAGUUUGUACAGGAAGGUAUGGAAGCUCUGCAGGAGGGGAACUUUGAAAAGUACACUGAGAGUGCAACCAAGAAGGCUCUGAACCACAACAUUAAGCACGUGAUGAAGGAGGGGGGGCGGGCCGGAAAGAAACUGAUGAUCAACACAGACAAGCUCAUCAGCACCGUGCAGGUUCUAGGCGUGGCAGGGGGGGCCGCCAAAGCAGUUAAGGCCAUCAGCGUUACCACGGGCGUCAUGUCCGGUCUCUUCCUCGCACUUGACGUCUUCUUCCUCGCCAAGGAUUCCCAUGAGCUGCGCAAGGGCGCCAAGACAAAGUUCGCCUCCGAGAUCCGAGAGAUGUGCAAGGACCUGCAGGACGGGCUACUGGAGCUGAACAAGGUGAAAACCCAGCUGCAGAAAACCAUGGAUGGGAUCGAGCUGGAAGAGUACGAGGAGGAGGAGGAAGUGGAGGUGGAAGUGGAUGAUGACCUGGAGUCAGACCCAGUUAAACUCGCUCAGCUGGAGCAAGAGCUGGACCAGUUAGAGGAGAAGUUGGACAAGAAGGUCCAGGAGGAACAGAAAUGGAAUAAAAGCAAGGAGGAGGCAGCUAAGAGUGAGGAAAGGGAAAUGAAGGAGGAGAAGAAUAGUUCAAAGAAGGAUAGUAAUAAAGAGGAGGGAAAGAAGGCGAGACCUAAAAGUAAAACAAUUGAGUUGGGUGAGACUGAGAAAGUGGAGAUGGAGAAAGAGCGGACGACUGAGAGGGGAGACACUAGUGGUAGUGUGAAAGGUGAUACUAGCAGCGUUCAGAAUAAAAAAGGGUCAGAGAAAGGGAAAAAGAAAGAUAAAGGAAUGGAGAGUAGAAACACCAAUGAAAAAGGAAAUGUUGAGGGCAAAAAAGAGAAAGGAAAUGAUAGAGGCAGUACGAAUGAGGAGGGUGAAGAAAAGGCAAGAGAGACUGAAAAACAAAGAGGUAGAGGCAAUAAAAAUGAGCUGGCUGAUAGAAAGAAAGGGAUUUCAAAUGAAAAUGUAGAGUCUGAAAGGGGGAAGAGUGAAAGAUUGAAGGAACAAAAAGUAGCUGGAUUGGAGACUAAGAUGAGGGUGAGGGAAACUUCAGAAAGAGGAAACGCAAGCAGACAUAGCAGCAAGACUGACAAAGAGCAAAUCCCGAAGAGGAGUCCGAGGGAGUCAGGCAGUAGAGAUGAAAUACCAGCGAUUGCUCCAGAGAGAAGACGCAGUAAAGAUCUUAAGUGUGGGAGCAUAACUGAAACGGGUGAGAUGGAGAGAACGAGUAAGACUGAAAGGGGUGGGGUAGAGAGGGGGGUUAGGAACUGGAGAGCAGAAAUGGAUAGGGGAAGUCAAGAUAAGCAAAGUGUUGACUUAAAGGGAGACUCAGAGAGGGGGAAGACAAAAGAGGAAUCUGAGGUGAAAAGAACGAGUGGGGUUGAGAGAGGGACAGCUAAAGGGACCUCUAAGGAGGAAGGAGUGAUGGAGAGAAUGUCCAGGAGGGAAAACAAAGACAGGGAGUUGGGGUGUAAGAGGGAAAGAGCUGAGGAAAAGCGUGGGAGUAAGAUUGAGAAAAUGCAAAGAAAAUUUGAAAGUGGUAGGGAGGGAGGCAUCAGAAAUGAAGAUGAGGAGGUUCAUCAGAGUGAAAGGGACAGGAAGGAGGGUGAUGUUGAAAGGAAAAGGAGAGAUGGUGAUGCUGAGCAGAAGCCUCUCCGCCAAGGCGCUCAUCCACGCUCCAAAGCCAUCUGCCAAUUUUACAUCUGAUGCAUUAUUAACUGAGUACUUAAAGAAGUAUUCUAAAAGGGAUUAACCUAGUGUUUGGUUUUAUAUUAUUUACUUGGAGACAAAUUGAGACAAAGACAGUCAGUGUUUUAAAUAUUUGAUAGAGCAACGGAACUCAAAUGUGCCUUUUUAUACACAUUUCUCAUGACAAAGAGAUUUUUUAAACUGUAAAGAUUGUUGUAUGAAAAUGAAUUUCCCAUGGACAGACAUACAUAAACAAUUGUCUGGAAGGAAUGGGAUGUAUGGAAUAAUAAUAAUAACAAGCAGCAGAAGUUCCGGUUUUGAGGUUUUUUUGUCACUGGUUGUCUGGACAAGUCACAAUUUCGCAGGUGUUAGCAUGUUUAGAAUUUCGGAAGUGAAGUGGACAUUCGGCCAUAACUUUCAAAUAUGGUGGAGCUCCUUGUUCCGCUCCUCAUUCUAGCAUCUCUUCCAUCUCUUCACUUAACAUGUGUGGACCUAGAAUUUAAUCGAGCACCUGACCAGAUGCUGGGGACUUUAGUUCUCGGUUAACCAACAUUAUAUGAACAAAUCGCUGUCCAAAAGUUGGUAGCAAUUCAUACAGAUGUCAAUUAACUCCAUAGGAAGAGUCGCACUGACUCAAAGCACUUUAUAGAGCAAUGGCUGCUGCUCAUUGGGCCGAUUCUGACCCGAAUUAAGCGCACAUAAAUGGAACGUAAGCAAGAGAAAAGCAUGCUAUUCACCCGCUAUUUGUUCGGGGUGGAGAUCUAAUGGAGGUGUGGCAGAGGUGUGUUUAUAGAUCCUCCAUAUUCUAAUUUUGCCUUAAUUCCCUCAUAAUUCCACCACCUUUAUGCAAAGGAAAUCAUGAAUAAGGUUAGAACGAACCUGCCGGUUUCAAGUGGGAAAAGCAUCUACUUUAUUUUAUUUUAUAUAUAUAUAUAUAUAUAUAACAGCAUUAUCCAUGCACUGUAAUACAUACAUUGAUAAGAGCUAUAUAAGUGAGUAACCCGUUUGGAGAAAGGGAUUGAAAAUACACAUAGCAAUUGUUUUGGAUCAUUCAUCGUCAUGAUCCCUGGAGAAGAACGUGAAACCAGUCAUAUGGAAGAAAACUGAAAAUCAUAUCAACAUGACAUGUAUUGCGGCCCCUUUCCCAAAGUGAAGUAGGCUCUAAAGAGCUGUACCGUUAUUAUGAAUUUUAAUUGUGCGCCCUCAUAAUUUGCGUAGAUGAAAUUUGGAGAUCCAAGCUAUAGGUUUCUGUAGAGCUGAACCUGACGAUUUGAUGCAUGCGCUUUCGAAUGUUUUAAUGGUAUGCCCGGGCAUUUCUACGUUUUAUUUUACAAUUUGUAUCAUGUUAAAUAUGAUCCACUAUUGGGAACCACCACCAGUAAUACCCACAUACAUUUAUAACUGUCACGUUAAUGUUCGUUUUCUUCCAUUUGUAGCUUCCAUUUUGCAUCAUUCCGUUUACGUGUCUUUCCUCUGUCACGUCUGAGGAGUUGUUCCCGAGGGUCGCUAGCGUUAGUGGUUCAUAUUAGGCGAAUGUUGUGCAAUAAUUUGGGACAUGUAGCCUAUUUGAAUCAUUAUGGAACUCAGACCACACGUAGCAGGUUAAACCUGGAGCCUGGCACACGGUUCACGACGACUGGACCAGUCACAUAGUUCCAUGAUUAGUGAGGAAUAGGAUAGAUAUAAUUAUUGUUCAUUCCUAUUGUGCACUUUUCCCCACCUUACAAUAUUUAAUGGAUUGAAUAUGACAACUUUCAGGGUGUAUUUUCUUUAUUCAUAAAUGCAUUCUGUGCGUAAAUGUUCUCCAAACCUGUUUUUAAAAAAAAUGAUUCAUACAUACUUUCUUAACCCUAAAAUGUGUUUAAAUAAUCAGAGUAUUUUUAAAUCUACCAGUUGGUGCUGAAACGGAGACGAAUAUGCAUAUAUUUAGAUGGCUUUCUUUUAUUGAUCUCAAUAUUCUGAACCCAUUCUCAAUGUAUUCUAGUCAGUCUGUUGACAAUUUGAAUUUUAAAAAAUGUACACAGUAUUUAAAAGGGAUGGCUUAAAAUGAACGUAGGUUACUGAAAAUCCUGUUGAAAGAAAACUGACCAGGAAGUGAGAGGGAUUUCAGCAGUUGAAUUAACCUUUUCAUGGGUGAGUUCCAAAUAUCUUUAACGGUCCCCAGCGUGCUUUUUUAAUGCACGUGAUGCACAGAAUGCACUCAUUUUCAUUCAAAAAUCACU
Molecule: messenger RNA, 6627 nt
Organism: Oncorhynchus tshawytscha (Chinook salmon)
Lineage: Eukaryota; Metazoa; Chordata; Actinopteri; Salmoniformes; Salmonidae
Exons: 35
Coding region: 125-4423 (1432 amino acids)
Biological process (GO): lipid transport; lipoprotein metabolic process
Cellular component (GO): membrane; extracellular region
Molecular function (GO): lipid binding
Source: RefSeq, a predicted model, not a curated record